AUGAAGGCCGCGCAUCCAGUGAACUUCCCCGGGGGACACUUCAUGUUCCCAAAAGGGCCUGCUGCCCGAGUAGGAAAACCGAAUGGUGAAAAGGAGGGAUAUGGAGCUAGCCUAAAUAACCAACGAAAAGGGGAGCAACCACAUGAGGGCGUAAAAAGCAGCAGGUAUGAAUAUUUAGAUGCUAGCCACUUGGAAAUGCUGGACCUGAACAAGAACAUUCAGCACAUCCUACCCAAGCCCGUGAAGCCAUCCUUAAAUUUGGAAAGCGUGUGCAAGGAGACGAGCGCCAUACUGAGGCAUAGUCGAAGGGCCAAGGGCGCCGAGCUGCACCCCCUCUCGCAGUAUCAGCAGCAUCAGCCGUAUCAGCCGUAUCAGCAGCACCAACAGCAGCAACCGUGGCAACCGCACCACUCGCAACAGCCGGGAGCGGAGCACAAAAACGUAAAACACCUGUAUGAACUGGGGCUGCCCCAAAUCAUAGGCACGUACAUUCAGCCACUAAGCAAAAACAACGACGGUGAAAAGGACCCUCUCGGAAAUAACCCCUUCCCCCUAGGAUCAACGUCCCCCUUUUUCCAGCUACCCAAGUUUUCGCCCAAACAGAUGCAGCAACCCACCAACAAGUUUUUGCCCCUACAGUUAAACAGUGAAAGAAAAAACUUAUAUGGACUGCCGUCUUACCUAAUCCCUGAGGAUAAGCCUAAAAGCCUGACAGUCACGGUUGUGCCUAAUAAGGACAAGGACCUUUUGGAGAGGGAGGCAAAGCAGAUGAAGUUGUUGCUAGACAGUUCGUCUCAAGGCAUUGUUAACUCUACCCCCGAUUAUCAAAAAAUUAUUUCCUCCUCUAUGCUGUCCAACAGUGAUGAUGGGAAUACCAGCGGGGGGAGCCGCUUCAACUGCGGAGAUAAUGCCAGCCUCAGGAAUGGGCACAACGACAUGGAGAGCGACUUCAGCUUUGGAAGGAACGAAGAUGUGAGAGACGAAUUUGCCGGUGAACAGGAAGCGGAAAAUAAUAACUACGACUGCUUCUUUAACGAGUUAUAUGAUGCCAAUAAUUUCACGCCUUACGGGGAAGCGAACGAAGGGGGGGUCAGCGACACGCGUGGUGAUCAGGAAGGCGGUCAUCAGGAAGGCGGUCAUCAGGAAGGCGGUCAUCAGGAAGGCGGUCAUCAUGAAGGCGGUCAUCAGGAAGGCGGUCAUCACGAAGGCGGUGAUCGCGAACACGGUUAUCACCUACCAUUAAGCGAGAAGCAUCUCCACAGGGGGACUAGAAAGGCGGUUUAUAAAGGAAGGAGCGUUAACAUUAAUAGCGCACUGGAGAGGAAGGAAGAAAAUGGACCAGGAGGACAUAGACAAAGCGAGCAGGGGGAAGAUAACCAUAACUCGCCUGAAGGGGUUGAAGGGGUCAAAAGACAGGUGAAGAAGGCUUCUCCAUCUCCUUCCAAGAGAACCCUGCUAGCUAAAAAAAAAGAACAGAGUGACACUCCCUUGAAGAACCUUGAACCAUCCACCUGCUUUAGAAAUCCCAAAACGUAUGUAAAUAUACGUUUGGGGAAGCCCAAAAAGUGUUAUGUCACCAACAGUUCUGACCCUAUCGAUAAAAAACUGAAGGACUGGCACAACACGCAUAACAGCCAAGUAGGCUGGAAGAAAAGCAGAAGAGGUGUUUACACCUUCGGGGGAACGGAAGUUGUUCUAAGUUUGGUCCACGACAAAAUUAUCGUUAAAAAGAUUAACGGUAAAUACGUGAAGGACAACCUGUUGAGUGUGGAAAAGUUCGUCUCACUGAAUGAGCUGUUUGAGCUCCACCGGGAGCAAACUGACAACCUGCUGAAGAGGAGGGCGGCCCAAACGUUCCUGUUUUGA
Plasmodium vivax (malaria parasite P. vivax) is the source of this 1866-nucleotide messenger RNA. RefSeq lists its product as hypothetical. The transcript has a single exon. NCBI's taxonomy places the organism in Eukaryota, Apicomplexa, Aconoidasida, Haemosporida, Plasmodiidae. The record is from RefSeq and is a predicted model, not a curated record. Bases 1 to 1866 code for a protein of 621 amino acids.